Molecule: messenger RNA, 796 nt
Organism: Nanorana parkeri
Lineage: Eukaryota; Metazoa; Chordata; Amphibia; Anura; Dicroglossidae
Gene: THTPA
Product: thiamine triphosphatase
Exons: 3
Coding region: 113-763 (216 amino acids)
Biological process (GO): thiamine metabolic process; thiamine diphosphate metabolic process; dephosphorylation
Molecular function (GO): thiamine triphosphate phosphatase activity; magnesium ion binding
Source: RefSeq, a predicted model, not a curated record
UCUCUGCCUGAGUCAGCCAAGUGAAGCAUUGCAGAAGCAUUUCCCUCCCCCAACAAAUGAACACACUGCUUUAUCCGGGGGCAAUGUGCUUUGGCUGCAGCUUUCCUGCAUUAUGAAUUCAGAAAUGGCAUCUUCGUCACAUCUAUCUGGGCAUAUUGAAGUGGAAAGAAAGUUUGUCCCAGGGCCAGAAGUGGAGAAAAUCUUGUAUGCACUAGGGGCUGAGCUGCUGGAGGAAAUCACAUUUAGAGACUCUUACUAUGAUAGCCCAGAUCUGCGUCUCACACUUGCUGACUGUUGGUUGCGAAAAAGGGAAAAUAGUUGGGAGCUAAAGCACCCACCAAAGCCAGGAGCCAGAGGACUUACUGGAGCUUCCACACAAUACUUAGAGCUGACCCAAGAAGAUAAAAUUAUCUGCAAAGUCAGUGAAGUACUGGCUGUACCAAGUCUCCCCAAUAUUGAAGCGUUUGGCCUGAACGAGUUUGCAAGUUUUGUGACGCGCAGACGCAGGUUCCAGUUGCCUCUGGAGGAAAGCUCAAAGGUUGUGGUUGACCUAGAUGAGGCAGAUUUUGGUUUUGCAGUAGGUGAAGUGGAAGUGAUUGUACAAACACAAGAGGAGGUACAGAAUGCAUUUCAGAAAGUGGAAGAGAUUUGCAAAAAGCUAGGUGUUUUCCAGGAAUCGGCAGUACAAGGCAAAGUAUGCACAUAUCUUCAACUGAACCGCAUUGAACAUUACAAGCAGCUGAUUGAGGCUCAUAUAAUUUGACCUUUGCAAGAUCCACUCUAGAAGCCAUGUGUG